Messenger RNA from Penicillium taxi, 1959 nucleotides. RefSeq names its product Zn(II)2Cys6 transcription factor. Bases 1 to 1959 code for a protein of 652 amino acids. Lineage: Eukaryota; Fungi; Ascomycota; Eurotiomycetes; Eurotiales; Aspergillaceae. The transcript is spliced from 2 exons. Gene Ontology annotation, biological process: regulation of DNA-templated transcription. Gene Ontology annotation, molecular function: zinc ion binding; DNA-binding transcription factor activity, RNA polymerase II-specific. The record is from RefSeq and is a predicted model, not a curated record.
AUGGAUGGCAAGAGGCGCCGAACCAGGACAGGUUGUCUGACAUGCCGAACACGACGAAUCAAAUGCGAUGAGCGAAAGCCGACAUGCGAGCGUUGCGAGUCUGCCAAUGUUGAAUGCGCUGGGUAUGCUCAAAAACGCCGUGUCAUGACUAGGCACUCGAUGCCCACCUCACCACCUGAUGCAAUGGCAGCUAUGCCGCAUAAUUCAGACCUUGUCUUGGGACAUAAAUACACACAACCUGUGCUCCAAGAAGAUACUACACCACAUCCACAAUCAAACGCUGAUGGCCUACCGUUGAUAGGACUUCCUAACAAUCCAAACUCAUUACAGCGGCCACACACGCGGGCCCGUGAUGUGCUGGCCUAUCACCAAUUCCUUUUUAGGACUAUGCCGACCAUAUUUCCUCCAGGGACAAUGCCUUACUGGAGAGAUUACAUUUGCCAAGAAGCAUGGGAGAUCGAAUAUGUUUUUGAUGCCCUUGCUGCCCUUGGAUCAAUGCAUCGGGCUACUUUGUUAUUAUCGCAACAAAGUGAGAAUGACCGCCAUAGAGGUUUAGAUACCAAAGUUAUUGCAAUCCAGGCAUAUGCGAACGCCCUACAAGGUGUCUCAGAUCAUCUGGCUAGUAAUCAAAUCUCAAUGGCUCUUCUUUUGGGAGUAUUGAUACUUUUUGCAUAUGUCGAGUGCUUUGACGGAAAUGUUCCUGCAACAAUGCGACACAUCCAUAUGGCUCAGCAUUAUUUUCGAGCAAUGUGCUCCAUGGAGACCCGACAGCCGGAAGUAUACAAGACAGCUAUCGAGUUAUGCCUCCAAGACCUGGAUCUUAUCCGUCGUGUUACCCUACCAGAUCCGAAGGUGAUCAAAAUGAUAUAUCCACCUAAUAGGCAAGGUCAAAAUUGUGGCCUACCAUUAUCGUCAUUCGAGGUACCCCUGGAAUCAUCAUCAAGAGCUAUGCUACAGCAAUUACUCGAUAUUGGCUCCAUGGAUGCCGAAGUCAAACAAUUGAUAUGGUGUCCAGUCUCGGUUAACCUGAGACCGAUACCAGAUGACAAGCUCCUGACUGUCGUUGACAGCUUGAAAGCAUGGAAAGCUUCCCAUGCCAUCCUGUUCCAUAGCUUCGAAGUUGAUGAAUCUUUAGUUGAUCACGUUAAUUUUGGGUUUGAGGCUCUGGACAAACUCACCUUCCCUCCAGUACCUCACCCAACUCUGCCGGAUGAUUAUUGUCUUCCACUAGCAUUAUACUCUCUCUACCGAGUACGGCUUCUGUGGGCAUUGAGCAUUUUCAACCAUGGUGAAAGCAAUAUCGAACUCGAUGCCUACCACUUCCUGUACCAGCUACUACGAUUUGUCAAAACAUUCACGGGUAGUCAAUCUCCAGCUUCCCAAGAUACCACACUAGGAUGCGAAGCAUUGAGAAUUGGCUUUCCCCCAAUGCUUUUCCUCGCUGGGCAAUCAUGUCCCAAGCCAGCCUGGCUUCGUUGGAUAUCACACGAACUAAAUAGAGUUGGCCAAGAAGGUGUCUUCAAUAGCAAAGCUUUUGCCUCAAGCCUUGAUGUACUUUCAACCCUCGAAAAGCGCGUCCAUCGAGACUGUGGACUUCCUGGUAUCGAGCACUUCUCAUGCCCGACUUCACGCGUGAUUUCUGUUCUUUUUCCCGACAUGGACGGCCGCUCUUACUUAACACUUUACGGGCAUGUCCGAGGUCAAGAUGCAGAUGGCGGCAACUUGUAUUCUCCCUUGUGCAUAGCCCGCUAUUCGGCCUUUGUAAAUGGUGGCAGGCCUAUUGUUGAUACUUUUGAUGGUGACCAUGAAAUGAUGUACAGUGAAUGGGUGUUGAAUCAAGGUCUGAUAUUGGAAUGGGUGCAGUGGUUGACUUUUUCUGAGUUUGAUCUUAAUCAGACGCUUCAUGAUCAUAUGAAUGGAAGCCGGCUAUUGCCAAAUCGUGGUGAUAUGGAGUGGUGA